Molecule: messenger RNA, 1125 nt
Organism: Paramisgurnus dabryanus
Lineage: Eukaryota; Metazoa; Chordata; Actinopteri; Cypriniformes; Cobitidae
Product: GTPase IMAP family member 9-like
Molecular function (GO): GTP binding
Source: RefSeq, a predicted model, not a curated record
CUGAACUUUAAACAACAACCUGCUGAACUUGAAGAACUUACAGAUCUGAUAUCAAGCCAAAAGACACAGGAUUCAUCAAAACAUGCAUUCAACAAAAACAGGAAGAAACAAACAAUAAGGAGAAAACUGUAAGUCUAACUGAACUCACAAAAAAAUUCUUUAACUGAAAUGGAAAUGAGGAGGAACAGCGCGGACAUACCUCCUGUAUCAUUAAAUCUGCGUAUUGUGCUGUUGGGUAAAACUGGAUCAGGAAAGAGUGCAUCAGGAAACAUCAUCAUAGGUGGAGACAGAGACUCAUUUGAAGUAGGUUUUUCACCUGAGUCUCACACUGAAAUUUGCCAGGCAGCACAUACAAAAGUGAAUGGACAAAACAUUCAUGUGACUGAUACUAUAGAACUUCCUGACCUAGAAAAAAAUAAAAAAAUAGAACAGAUAUUUGAAUGUUCACGUGAGGGUGUUGAUGUGUUUUUGCUGGUGAUUAAUUUGGUGGAGAAACUCUCAAAGGAGCAGCAGGACAAUCUGAACUUGAUGUGGAUUCAGGACAUUUUUGGGACAACAGCUUUAAAACACACAAUGGUGCUCUUUACUCAUGGAGAUCUAUUAAAUGAGCCAGUAGAGAUAUGUUUGAGUAAAUCUGAAACACUGAGGUCACUGGUUGAUCAGUGUUUCGGCAGAUAUCAUGUGUUUAAUAACAAAAGUGAAGAUCAAUCUCAGGUCACUGAACUUCUGAGAAAGAUCGAGUCAUUGAGGAUGAUGAACGGAUACAAUAAAUAUGCUAAACAGGACUAUGAGAUGCAGAAAAAAAUUCAAAAUGAAGCAGAAAGAAAAGAAAGAUUACUGAAAGAAAAAAGGGAAAGAUUAUUAAAAGCAGUAGCAAUAGUAGUCCAUGGAUUAGGAGCAGGAGUAGGAGCAGCAGCAGGAGGAGCAACAGUAUUAACAUUAGCAGGAAAGAUGGGAGCAGAUACAUUAAAAGAAUUUAAAGCACUAGCUGGAGCAGCAGGAGGUGCAGCAGCUGUGGCAGGAGCAGUUAGUGCUGGAGUUUUCUAUCUUGCUGGAAAAAAAAAAAAAAAACAGAUGAAAGUGAUGGAAAGACCCCACAGCAUAACUAAACAAUGCUGUAUAUAA